Messenger RNA from Schistocerca nitens (vagrant locust), 1811 nucleotides. RefSeq names its product luciferin sulfotransferase-like. Gene Ontology annotation, biological process: sulfation. Gene Ontology annotation, molecular function: sulfotransferase activity. The transcript is spliced from 7 exons. The record is from RefSeq and is a predicted model, not a curated record. Gene Ontology annotation, cellular component: cytoplasm. Lineage: Eukaryota; Metazoa; Arthropoda; Insecta; Orthoptera; Acrididae. The coding region runs from base 125 to 1096 and encodes 323 amino acids.
AUCGCAAGUACCGCCUGGUUGUCGGACGUCGCCGUUGAGCAGAGUAUUGACCGACGGAGACUGCUUCACUGCUUUUCUCGGCACCUUCCGUUCUCUUCUAGCAUUGCUCGUGGUCCUGCUGGCAAUGUCGUUCACCGGACAGCCCCUGCGACACCCGCUGGCGGAGAAGUACUACGCAGCGGUGGACAACGUGUACGAGGACGGCUACGUCGUGACGGAGCGUGGAGGCAUCACGCUGCCCAGGGACUACGUGCUGGACGGGCAGCGCAUUCUCGACUUCCCCGUCCGCCACGACGACGUCUGGGUCGUCACCUUCCCAAAGUCGGGUACGACGUGGACUCAGGAGAUGGUGUGGCUGCUCAUGAAUGACCUCGACUUCAAAUCGGCCAAGGAGAAGUGCAUCAGUGAUAGAUUUCCUUACCUUGAGCACACCGCGCUGUUACCAAAGGGCUGCAGGGACGGCGCAGUCAACACCAUAGACAAGGCCCAGCACCAGCCUCCACCCAGACUCAUCAAGAGCCACCUGCCGCCCGUUCUGCUGCCCAAGCAACUGUGGACCGUCAAGCCCAAGAUUGUGUACGUCUGCCGAAAUCCGAAGGAUACUGCUAUAUCGUACUACCACCACCGUCGUCUGCUGAUGAACAUGCAACUCUCAGUGGACGAAUUUAUUGAAGCCUUUCUGGAGAAUGUGGUCAACUACUCUCCAUACUGGAGCAGCGCUCUGGAAUUCUGGAAACUGCGAAACGAGCCAAACGUUCUAUGGAACACCUAUGAAGAUAUGAAAAAGGACCUGGGCGCGGUGAUCCGCAAGACGGCCGCCUUCCUGGGCAAGAGCUUGACGGAGGAGCAGGUGAGGCAGCUGGAGGAGCACCUGAGCUUUAGCAGUAUGAGGGACAACCCGGCCACCAACUACAGCGCCGUGGUCCAGAGGCUGAGGGCCGGCAUCGGUCUGCCGCCAGCGCCUCCCGACCAGGCCUUCAUGAGGGAGGGCGCAGUGGGCCGGGCCAGGCAGCGCAUGUCUCCGGAGGUGGACCGCCGCUUCGACCAGUGGAUCCGGGACAACAUCCGUGGCACCGGGUACGAUGGCCCCAUCUGAGACCAGCUACCGUUACCCUCCCGUGGUGCACCUGUGUCUGACAGGUUGCCUGUCUGACAGGGGUCAACAGCAUAAUGACAGCAUGUUUACAGAAGGCAGCAACUUUGCCACACUGCCUCCUUACCCCAGUCACAUCUCCAGAAAUACAGCGCAAACAACUACCCUUCUCGACUGGUAUUUACAAGUCUCCACGUCUGCACACCAGCCAAGUAGUGGGACACUGUCGAGCAGUCCAGUCAGUUCAGAAGUGAAAUCGGCGGUCAUCUGCGAGAUAUCAACAAGUUGCCAAUCAGUAGUUAUUGAUUUACUUUCAUGUGAUCUUCAUGUUAUCGUCUAUGGUAUGUGAGUGUUUACAGACUGGCUGAUGCUCUUCAAACAAGUGCUCUGGAUUUCACUUAGAACCUGGGACAUCACAUUUAUUUUGUUUGGACUCAGCAUCUAAAUGACCGCUUAUGGACAUGUAUAUUUUACUCUCACCCUCUUCUUACGAGAUGAACCGUAUAUAGUGUGCCUUGAAUAGUGACAUUUAUUAGUUCUGGCAAUUCUACCUAUCUUGAUAAACUGACAUUUAUUUUAUACGCAAUGUAGCACACUGUGACAACAGCCUCAACACCUCUCAAACCGGGCAUCAUUACCAGUGGAUCCAUGAAACGCAUGAGGCACCGAAUUCAAAUGUACGAUCUGCGACCUGUCACAAAAUAAAGUUUAAAACUGC